GUUCGAAUCCUGCCUCUCCCACUUGUUGUAGACUGAAGAGAAGAGAAAGGAGGCAUUCGUCAGCGUAGGAAGGCCCACCGAGCGAAGCUCUUUCUUUUUUUGGCCAUGCCGAAAAUUUGAUCGUAUGUUAGUUAGAGAGGUUGGCGAACUACUACGAUCAAUAGAUUCCCCAUCUAUAUCCAAUCCCAACGGGGAAUAGAAGCGAGUCGCUUCCGGCUGGCUUGUAGUCCUAGUCUUUUAGCUUAUGUAAUGGUCGGCCUUCCUACACGCACGCGCCCGCCGGAAUGCCUCCUUGUUUUCGUUUUGGACGAAGCCAAGCCGAUACAUACAAUAUACAAUAUACGAUAGGCGAAGGGAAAGACCCCCAUUUAUUUAAUAGCGCCUGGGCAAGUUUGAUCGAGGAUUGGAGAGUUUAGUAACUCGACUGAAAGGAGAGGUGGGAAGAAAAGGCUCGGGAUGGAUUUAGGAGUCUUUGUGCGAGCCGUAUGCGGUGAGAGUCGCACGUACGGUAAUGAGGGGGGUUCGCGUCUAUACGUGUAGUGUGGUGGUUGGGCCUACCCACCCUAUUUGUUCCAUGAUCUAUGGGUCUACUGGAGCUACCCACUUCGAUCAAUUAGCCAAGAUUUUGACCGGAUACGAAAUCACUGGUGCUCGAUCUAGUGGUAUUUUUAUGGGGAUUCUAUCUAUCGCUGUAGGAUUCCUAUUCAAGAUCACUGCAGUUCCUUUUCGGGCGGCUGUAGGACGGACGGCCGCCUAUAGGUGGUAGGGUAGGGUGGGUGGUACCGCUCAGAUUGCGGCCAAUCUUCCUAACCGCGCGCGGGCCGGGCUUAGAGCGAGUGAAACUCAUCACUACCUCGUAAGGGCAUUGAGACCAUAGCAUGUUACACGAGGAAAAAAACCUUGUAGUGUUGUCAUACAGCUGCCCGCCUAGAAGAGCCACUCGCUCUGUAGUGUUGUCACACAAGAUAAGCACGCCGCCCGCCUGCUGGCCGGGCGAAUCGAAGUUCUCUUCCGGUCAACUGUCCACCCAGUCAAGUGCAAAAAACACAGUAGAAUCACGCAACGCACGCUGCUGGUGUGCUUCCUGCCCGCGAGGAAAGAAAGAAGAGCGACAAGGUUGAGUUCUGAUUUGACUGUUUGCAGCAUGGGAGCAGAUUACCCAAAAAAUCCCUGGGAACAAUGAAAAAAAAAAGAUAUCUCGGUAACAAAAACCAUAGGGGGCUGUAUUGGCGAGAUCCAACGGUGAACAGCUGCCCAAAAUCAAAACCGCCUGGAAGUCCGAGGACCUUUAGUACCGUACCCCCAAACCAGCAGCCUUCGCGCCAAGCAAGACCGCCCUUGUCCCUCUCCUUUCAGUCGAGUUUGUGUUCACAACCUCUCCCUUCAGUCGAGUAAGAAAUACCUCGGGAAGUAGGGCUCCUAUUGACUAAAGAUUGGUUCUUCGCUUUCCUUUAGAAUGAAAGUAGCUAUGAAGCCCCUACCUACAACUUACUUUGUUUGAUUCAAAAGGCGAACAGCCCCCCCCAACUAGUCGUAUGGGGUGGGGUUCUUGUGAUAAGCUGCCUUGGAUAUGAUAAAUUCCUAAAAAAAGGCAAAGUCCGCUAUUAGACGAAGAUCUUCCUAUCAAUAGAUAGGAAUUAGUGUUCGAUAUAGGGGAUAGGAUCUAUCUGCUCUCUCUUAAAAAAAAUUGAGAGAGCAGAUAUAACGAUAUAAAAUCGGAAGGAUAGAUAGACAUCUAAAGAAAGGGAUGUCUAUUCUAUUCCUCUUUUUUUUAUAGAAAGAAAAGAUAUCUCGUUCAUCUAUCUUUUGUUUAUUUAUCAUUGAUUCUAUCUAUGAAUCAAGUCGAAUUCGUUUUUGGCCGAAGCCCCGAAUGGAUUGGAUCGUUUCCGCCAACGAAAUGAACGCGGAGCCCGUUCCGAAUGCUUCUUCGAUCCGGAAGUUCUCGCGAAGAGAAUAAGAUGCUGCUCCCCCUCCCUCUGUCUUUUUUCGCUUUGCUAAUCUUCCCCUUCCCCUCUAACGGGGGCCAGGCGGCGGCGGGCGCGGGAGGAAAAAACCUAAGAGCGUUUUCUCUUAGGUCCUUCUUUUUUCAGUGCAACAUAGGAAAGCGCCCUCUUUUUGUCAUCUCUGCAGCUUUCCAGAUUUUGUAUUGAACGCAUGGCGUAGCUAGGACCUUCAAAUCAUGUUUGAGCCUAUGUUCAAACAAAACCCAUCCCCCGGGCUGGAAAGAAUGCCCGCCAAGUUCUGAUAAGGUCUCGACGAGCCCCGGAAAGGCUCGGCGAAGGGAGGGAGAUGCGGCGGGGGAAGGAAAAGGCUUUAGGAGAUCGAGAGAUUUUCUUUCUUGGCCGAGGAUGGCCUACGGUGCGUGUUAUCUGAAGGGAGCACGCUUUUUCGACCGCGGUGCUAUGAUUGCCGGAGCCUCUCCUCGUUCCGCCCGCUGGCCUAUUGGGAUAGCAGCCUGCGGGCUUUGCCUGCCCAUUAGAAUAUAAUCAAAAAUUCCGGCUCGGCCCGGGAAAGCGCUGGCAACAACAGAAAGGAAGGGGUCCAUGUAGCUGCUGCGCCCGCCCCUCUUCUUAGUCAAUGGGGCAGCAGGUUCGGCAUCUACUAGAAAAGAGAGAAUCCACUUCAGAUAACCACACCUCGGCUAGGCAGCGUGUGGAAUGGCCGAGAGCGGACCUUUUUGGAUAUAUAAUCCAAGUCGAGAGUGGAGUUACAGGAACAGCCGUCUGAUGGAAAAAAACUUUCACGUUCGGUUCAGAGAGCACUUUUUUCGUUGAGAAUUCCUCGUUCCCUUUCGUGUGAAUUCCCCAGUGGCGAAUUUCAAACUUGUGGGUCUAUUCAAUCUUUCGAGCCCCGAAGAAAACCCCCUCCCCCUCGGACUCCA
Messenger RNA from Eruca vesicaria subsp. sativa (arugula), 2881 nucleotides. Lineage: Eukaryota; Viridiplantae; Streptophyta; Magnoliopsida; Brassicales; Brassicaceae. The record is from the annotation of a GenBank genome assembly.